Messenger RNA from Venturia canescens, 5894 nucleotides. RefSeq names its product F-box/LRR-repeat protein 20. Gene Ontology annotation, biological process: SCF-dependent proteasomal ubiquitin-dependent protein catabolic process. Gene Ontology annotation, cellular component: cytoplasm; SCF ubiquitin ligase complex. NCBI's taxonomy places the organism in Eukaryota, Metazoa, Arthropoda, Insecta, Hymenoptera, Ichneumonidae. The record is from RefSeq and is a predicted model, not a curated record. Bases 274 to 1896 code for a protein of 540 amino acids. Gene Ontology annotation, molecular function: protein binding. The transcript has 9 exons.
UCGCGAGCUCUGUAGCACGUAAAUAAUAAAAAAAAUAAUAAAUAAAAAUUAGAUAUACACGUAUAUGCAUAAACUUACGUAGAUAUACUCAUAUAUCUAAAUAUAUCGAAAGCCGCGCGAGACAUUACGUAUAAGGGAGACUAUAAUUCAAACGUUUUCUCUCUUUCUCAUUCUCCCGCUUUCCCUUUUAAUCCCACGAUUAUUAUUUCGUCCGAAACUCUGUGCGGGACUAAAAAGCCCGGAAAAUUUUGCAAAAUAACGCGACGCAAAAGGAUGAUACACUCCGGGCGGACGAGGCUCGAGAAAAAAGUAAGUCGCGUGGGUGUGGGUGGCGGAGGGGCAGUCCCCAUUGGGCAAGGGGUCCAAGGGCCCGUAGGGGAAUCCACGUCGAGUGGUCAGUGGUUGAGGCAGCAACAUCAACAUCAACAACAACAACAACAACAACAACUGCAACUGCAUCACCCCCCUUAUAAUCAUCAUCAACAGCAACAUCUUCAUCACCAACAUCAUCACCAUCAUCAUCACCUUCAACAUCAUCAUCUCCAGGGCGCUUACUAUCCGUCCCAAUCGAUAACUCAAAACAUUCCUCUCAGUACAAUGAGGCAAUCUUACAUGCAGCUGACAUGGGUAUUUCACGACGACGAGGCACAAAUAAACAAGAAACUGCCAAAGGAGUUAUUGCUCAGAAUCUUGUCAUAUCUGGACGUAGUUUCGUUAUGCAGAUGUGCCCAAGUGAGCAAAGCUUGGAACGUGCUGGCGUUGGAUGGCUCUAAUUGGCAAAGAAUCGAUCUAUUCGAUUUUCAACGAGAUGUCGAGGGACCAGUAAUAGAAAAUAUUUCAAGACGUUGCGGUGGUUUUCUUCGACAAUUGUCGUUACGAGGAUGUCAGAGUAUCGGGAACAAUUCGAUGCGAACGCUCGCCCAAUCCUGUCCAAAUAUCGAGGAAUUAAAUUUGAGCCAGUGCAAAAAAAUAUCGGACGCAACGUGCGCAGCGCUCAGCAAUCAUUGCCCAAAGUUACAAAGACUCAACCUCGACUCGUGUCCUGAAAUAACCGAUCUUGCGCUCAAGGACAUUUCCGAUGGAUGCCCACUUUUAACGCAUAUUAAUUUAUCCUGGUGCGAAUUACUCACCGACAAUGGCGUCGAAGCUCUCGCUCGAGGCUGCCCCGAACUCCGCAGUUUUUUGAGCAAAGGCUGUCGCCAACUCACGGAUCGUGCCAUAAAGUGCAUCGCACGCUUUUGUCCGAAUCUCGAAGCGAUUAAUCUACACGAGUGCAGGAAUAUCACGGACGAUGCAGUCAGAGAAUUGAGUGAAAGAUGUCCGAGGUUGCAUUACGUUUGUCUCUCGAAUUGUCCCAAUUUGACGGAUCCUUCGCUGGUGACGUUAGCCCAACAUUGUCCUCUCCUCAGUGUUCUCGAAUGCGUGGCCUGCACUCAUUUUACCGACGCCGGAUUCCAGGCUCUUGCGAGAAAUUGCAGGUUACUUGAGAAAAUGGAUCUUGAGGAGUGCGCCCUCAUCACAGAUUCGACUCUCAUACAUCUUGCUGUCGGUUGUCCGAGGCUUGAAAAACUCAGUCUUUCACAUUGCGAAUUGAUUACGGACGAGGGAAUACGACAACUGGCUCUGUCUCCUUGUGCGUCGGAAAAUCUCGCUGUGCUGGAGCUCGACAAUUGUCCUUUAAUAACAGACGCCAGCCUCGAACACUUGAUGCAAGCCUGCCACAAUCUCGAACGGAUCGAGCUUUACGAUUGCCAAUUCAUAACACGAGCUGGCAUACGAAGACUCAGAACGCAUUUGCCCAACAUAAAAGUCCACGCUUACUUCGCACCUGUGACUCCGCCACCGAGUGCGGGAGCAUCGCGACAGCGGUAUUGUCGAUGCUGUGUCAUACUGUGAUUCCUCGAGCGAUUUAACGAAACAUGAAUCGUCCGUUUUUGCUGAAGGAAAAAGGAAGACCGACAUGUUUAGCGAGGCUGCCGCAUUGAAACACGAAAGUUUCCAAAGGCGGCCGAGAGAAGAAAAUUGCUACCGUCGAUCCGCACGAGCGUUGCUACGGUUGUAGGAAAGGCUUGACCUUUUACAAGCCUGAGUAUCGUAUAAUCGUGAGAAAUUUCUCGGCAUUGACUGGGAGAAUGCAAUGAAAGAGAAGAAAAAUACGGAGAUUAUUGUCGGAAUAUGCGACACAGCGUGAAUCCGGCCGAUCUCGUCGGACAUGACGAAACGAGUGAACUCGAGAUAAAGCUUCGAAACUACCUUAAAAAAAAUAGAGCGACCAUUCAAUUAAUUGGAAGACGAAAUUUUAACGCAAUUCUUUUUUCGUCCAGAGGAUCCUUCGCACCGAUAAUAUCAGCCAGUAAUUUUUUUCCUUGGUAAUUCUGUAUUCAAGGAUUUAACAAUAAUGCAAGAACAUCGGAAACUCUCGAAUUUUUCGAACACUGAUUCUCUGUAAUAAUGAUGACAAAGAGUUCGAGCAAAAAAUACUUGCACGAAUAACGAUCGUGUUUGUUUAAUUGCAGAAUAUAACUUGAAAUUUUCAUUUUCUUAAUAGUUUCAUGUAUCUUUUUACUUUUCGAAAAAUCGAUCCGAAGCAUUUCUGGGCAUCGUUACCGUUAAUACCGAGAAUCAAUGAUCAGGGUUGAAAAGCGAUUAAAUUUGUUUUUCGAAUCCUUGCGGAUGAGUGAAAAACUGAAAUCCUGAUCGAUAGAAAUUUUCGGCAACGGGUUUUAGUGCGAAGGGUCCUCAAAGUUGAACGAUCGAGAAACACCAACGAAAGUCAGGAAAGUUGAAAAACCUCGUAUAUUUUUCAAUAUUCCGGAUCAAACGUUUUCCACUCUUGGGCCACAGUGAGCCGCGAAAUUCCACGUUAUUAAGUUCCUUGUAUAUUUUCUUUUCCAUUUUUUUUCCUCCCAAUAGAUCAAACGCGGUCCGGUAAAUUUUUCAAUCAACAGCCGACACGGAUUAGGAGAGCACACAGACUGACAAGCGAAUCAAAGAGUUUGAAAAUACACGUACACAGACACUGUUCGACUGUAGAUAAAAAAAGAAGAAAAACUCACCUGAGUAGCCACAAUUUAACUGACAAGCGGAAACAAUGAAAAAAAAAAAAAAAAAAAAACAAUUUACACAGUGGCCCCUGCGUUUUAAAAUCGUAAACUAAAUUAGCUACUACUGUAACGAUUGCGGAGUGAAUUUUCAAAAAAUGAAAAUUAUUCGGUUACACGAACACUCGUAUUUAUAAUGAGGAGAAAGAGAAGUAAAACUACGGUUAAUUUUAUCGUGCCUAGUAACGAAAUCGGCCAUUAUAAUUAUUAUUAUGUAAGACGAGAAUCGUCGAUGUGAAACGACAAACGAGUUAAGCGCUCGCGAGUAUGUCAAGAGUAAUUGAGGGCACCUCGAACCAGCCCUUUUUUAAUCACAAAAAGAGGCCCUCGAACCGCGACGUAUUCAUGUUUAUCUCGUUAUUGCGUAUCACACGUUCGCGGAGAAACGUAUUUAACCGAACUCUUAAUCCGAGUGCAAUACAUGAAAAUUUAAACACCAGAAAAACCCACGAAUGAUUCAGGAUUCGAGAAGAUUUGACGGAGAAUUUUUCAGUCGAAAGCUUCCUCUGGAUUCUUAAGCUUUGCCACUUGGCGAUUCGACAAAUAUCCGAAUCACGACAUAUAUUUCGUCGUGAAAAAUCCGUCGUGAAAGCGCAUAAUUUACAUUCAAAUGUUUGUCAAAUCGUCGAUAACCGAAUUUUCGAAACUUUUGCCUGAGAAAACGAACCGAGAACAUUCUUGAUGAUAAAAAACAACGUCAAAUUUUCGGAACCGACGAACCGAAGACCACUUGAAAAACGAAGUUCUAAAACAACAAAAAAUGAUCGAAAAAUCAGUGAUUAAAAAUGUACGUUGACUCCAAAAUGCAUUAAAAUAAAUAAACCGAAAACGUGAAACUCGGUACGAUUUUACGUGCGUCUGUAAUCCUUAACUUAAGCACUUAAGGAGCGUAAUCAAGUGCGUACAGAAAAAAGAGAACGCAGUAUAAUAUUAAUAAAUAUUAUUAAUAAUAAUAAUAAUAAUAAUAAUAUAAUAAUAAUAAUGAUGAUGAUGAUGAUGAUGAUCAUGGUCAUGACGUCAACGUGAAUGGAUUAUUAUCAUUAUUAUUAUUUUGUCAUUAUCUUUAUAUAAAUAUAUAAUAAUGCAAAUAGAUCUACGAUGAAGGAAAAAAAACUCACACUAUAUCAAUAUGGAAAUAGAUAAGAUAUGUUUUAUACGCUGCAUGUUGUCCCAUUACCCUCGAAAAUAGAGGAGAGAGAAAGAGAAAAAAACAAACGUGAAUGAAAAGAUGAAAAAAUAAGCGAAAUUACGAGUUUCGUACGACUCGAGUCUUAACGUCGUCUCAUAAAUCGUCGCAAUUGUGUUAAAUAAUAAGCGAUUUUUCGAUAUAUACGUCUGCGAUAUUUUAUCACGAGCAAUUUUUUUCCAGAAGUUAAUGCGAGCUACGAGGCAGAGGAAGAAAGUUAGUGAGGAAGAGAGAGCAAGAGAGAGGAAAAAACCAUUUGAAUCGUUACUACUAACGAAAAAUAAUUGUAAAAUCAUCUCGAUCUGUGACAAUCGUUGACGUUCUUCGGUUUUUCGAACGACGAGAUUGAACGAUCGCGUUUCAUCGUAAUAUCGAUCUUUGUAUCUCACACACACACACACAUACACACACACAUAUAUAUAUACACACACGUAUAUAAGGGUGGUCGAAAGAAUCAACAAACGAGACGAAAAACUAACAAACAAACAAAUAACGAGAAUGAUGCUUUAUUUUUUUAUUGUCGUUGGUUAUCGAGCACAAUUUUUCACGAAAAUAAAAAUCUCGCUACGUCACAGUCGUCGUAUGAAAAGGGAACCAAUAUAAAAAAAUCGACAAGAACUUGAUCGAAAUAUUGUUUCAAGCCGAAGGGUGUAACCAACCGAAUGUAUUGUUGCAAGGUUUUUUUUUUCGUGAGACUAAUCGAAUCUUCGAUCGACCGCGUGAUAUGGAAAUGAAAAAAUGUUGCUUCUCGUACUGCCCUCUUAUACACACACACACACACACACACAUACACGCGCGCGCGCGAAAUACACUUACACAUUGACAUAAACACUACUGUCGUAUUAGUAAUUAAAAGGGAGAAUAAGAGAGACAAACGAAACGUGAGUAACCGUGAGUGUGAUCGAGCAAGUGUUUGGCUGUGCAAUAGAUUAGGGAAAGAGUAAAGAAAUUUAAGGAAGAUACAAACGAAGAAAUUAAAUAGCGAGGAUUUUGGAAAAAGAGAGGGAGAGGGAGGGUGGGAAAGAUAAAACGAAGAAAAGAUUACGAAAAACAGACGUUUUUUCGGGUGAGGUCGGCACGAGUAUUUCCCCCGUCUUCGUCCUACGGUAGCUUUCAUUCAGCUAUAAACAAAAGAAAUAAAGAAAAAAUAAUAAACGAAGAUUCGUCGAAUUUUACGGCUCUCCGCUCGUUUCAUCGCCUACAAAUUUUUUUCGUUCUCGAAUAUUUUUAACUCAACAUCGGAGAACAAAAAUUUACGGAGGAGAGAAUGAGAGAGAGAGAGAGCAGGAAAAAAAACAGAUUACCGUCCUUUCGAUAAAAUUUCUCAUCAUUGAAAUGUGUAAUUUCAGAAUUAAAUCACGGCAACCACUGCCAAUGCGCCGAUCAACACCCCAAACAAAAUAACGUUUUUUAUAAUGCGUCGACGCCUCUAAAACGACCCUUCUCAUUUCCUUUUUCGUUCCCUCUCUAGUAGGGAAUUUGACGAGACUGUGGAAUACACGAUGCCGAACCAUAUCGACAUUUCGCGCUGCUUCGACAAGCCCCAGUCUACCAUGUAUAUAUUUUCAUUAAUGUAUGUACAAUAAAAUAUAUUCGAGACAACGAUA